Molecule: messenger RNA, 1314 nt
Organism: Lachancea lanzarotensis
Lineage: Eukaryota; Fungi; Ascomycota; Saccharomycetes; Saccharomycetales; Saccharomycetaceae
Gene: TRM11
Product: LALA0S05e04808g1_1
Exons: 1
Coding region: 1-1314 (437 amino acids)
Biological process (GO): methylation
Cellular component (GO): cytoplasm
Molecular function (GO): nucleic acid binding
Source: RefSeq, a predicted model, not a curated record
AUGGUUAAAAAAUACCUAGUUUUCAUGGUGCAAGUGCACCUCAAUUUCAGACUUGCAGAACUGGAGUCUCUCGCGGAUUUGCAUGGGAUCAAGACCGUGGACUUCGCACAGUAUGAUAGAGACUCGCCGUUUUUCAUUGUGGAACUGGAAAAUGACGAACAGGCCAAGAAAUGGAUCUCCAGGUCGAUUUUGACCCGCGCUAUCUAUGAGUAUUGGGGCCAGGGCAAAGACUACCCUCAGUUGCAUGCCAGCAUGCAAAAUGAUUCAGAAUUUCAGCAUCGCAAACAGGAGCAUUGUAACGCGUCCUUCAAGUUCGAGUUCGAGAGUUUUGGUGGCAGCUCAUCCGGUAAGCUAGACCGCGUUGCGUGCAUCGAGUCCUUUCAAUACCUGGACUUCAAGGGCCCAAUUCGCAUGAAAAACCCACAGCAAAUUUUCACGGUUAUAGAGGAGUACGAGCCGCUCAACGACAACGAGGCCGGUGAAACGCCGUUACGUGUGUUUUUCGGUCGUGAAGUGCAGCGCAGUGACCGUUUCUGCGGCGCAUUAGAAAAAUACGACCUGAAAAAAAGACCUUACAAAGGCACCACGAGCUUUGAGGCCGAACUCUCACUCGUUAGCGCCAAUAUUGCGCAAGUCAAACCGGGCACUAUAAUGUACGACCCAUUUGCCGGUACUGGUUCGUUUUUGACCGCAGGUGGACACUACCAGGCAAUGGUGAUUGGCUCUGACAUUGAUGGACGCAUGAUAAGGGGGAAGGGCAACCAAACAAUCAAAGCCAAUUUCAAAAAAUAUAAGGAUUCGUUGCAGUUUUUGGACGUGCUGACUAUGGAUUUCACUCACAAUGCGCUCAGAAGCGAUUUACUGAUAGACACAAUAUUAUGCGAUCCACCGUACGGUAUUCGCGAAAGUAUCAAAGUUCUGGGAGCCAAGGAUCCAGAGCGUUUUGCGGGCAAGGAAAACGUCGAAAUAGAUGGGCAAAAGGCCUAUCUCAUGCGCGAUUACAUCCCCACGAAAAAACCUUACUCUCUUGAUGCGUUGUUGGACGAUUUGUUGCAUUUUGCUGCUGCAAGAUUGCCUUUGAAUGGUAGACUUGCAUUUUGGAUGCCGGUAGCCAACGAUGAAGAUAUUGAAACCAUCAUACCGUUACAUUCCAAUUUGGAACUCAAGUAUAAUUGUGUUCAGGAAUUUAACAAGUGGUCAAGACGUCUCUUGGUUUACAUCAACAGAGGCCCCAAUUUUAAUGGGCCUGCCAAUGUAGGUUUGGGGCGAUCGAAAGAAAAGUUCCGUGAUCGCUACUUUAACGGGUUUAACUAA